GUGACAAGCGCCGCUACAACUAUCUGCUUGUCUUCUACUCCCGCCUGAGAACGCUCCCUCCUUUGUGAACUGCACUGCAACUUGCAAGCCUAGCACAGCUUUGUGCUCUUCUUUCAUACCCAACCGACGAAAAGAGGGCUGCAACGACAGCUUUAUCGUGUGAUAGCUGAUCAAACCCAGAUUUCUCUGUCGAGCGAAAGUUAUGGCUGCAGAUUUGGGCUCCGCGGCGACUACUGCGCUCCUGGUGGAGGCGAGCGCUAUUGGCAAUGAGGGCAGCGUUGUGAUAUGCGAGGUUGCGCACGCAAAGGAUGCCAUCGCUGGUGUUUAUGACCCUGUGCGGCACCACCUGUAUGUGGCCAACUCGGAGGGCGGUCGGCUCUGGAGCCUUCCCGAAGCGCAUGCCCUGGUGUGCCAGACCGAGGCGGGAGAUUGGAAGGUCCUCCUCGUGCCUGAGGGCGGCACCACCCUGCUUCCACCGAGGGAGGGAUCUGAGAACCCCAGCGAGAUCCGGGCCCGUCCGCCUCCGCCGGGCGGCAGCGGCGUGGUGGCCCACGCCCGCGGCAGCGACCCCUACACCACCCUGCUGGCCGCCGCCAACUUCCUCGCGGAGCAGACAGGCGCCACGCCGGCCUCGAUGCGCACCUACAUCCUGCCGCUGCUGGACGUGGUGAACCGCAUCCGCUUCAACCGCGAGCUGGCGGCGCUGCCCAAGACCUGCAUCGCCACGGCGGGCACGUCCCUGACCGUCAUGCUGGAGCAGUCGCUGCUGGAGGGCAUCACCGUGCAGGCCGGCCCCGGCUGUCCGCCCAAGCCGCUGCUGCAGGCGCCCACACUGCGCAUCAGCGAGGGUGCGGCCAUGCCGCUGGGCGUGCGGUACUCGGGCCUGAGCGUGGUGUACGGCGCCGCGACCGACAACGUGCUGUCCGUGAUCGACUCAGCGACAGCGCUGAAGAUGGCGCCCGCCGCCGCCGCCCGCGCCGCCUCCGUUGGCGGCGCCGCCAGCUCAGUGGCUGACGCUGACGCCACGCCCGCGGGCGUGUCGUCCAACUCCUCUGCCACGCCCACGCCGCCCUUCUCCCGCAGCAACAGCGGCGCGGCACUGGGUAGCGACACCGGUGCGGUCACGGCUGCGGCUGCUGCUGCUGCUGUCACGGGCCGCAGCUCGCUGUCCGCCUGCCCCUCCAUGACCUGCUUCCAGCCUCAGCCGCAGCCCCCCGCGCUGGCGCUGAGCGGCCGCAGCAUCACCGCCGCGCCGAUUGUGAACAUCGUGGCCGCGGGCUCGCCCUCGCUUUCGCCCUGCCCUAGCUUGGGCAGCAGCCCAACCGCCACAGACAGCGUCUUUGCCACGCCCACGGGUGCCCGCGCCCGCGUCAUGGCCAGCUUUGCUCUUGUGGGCAUCAAGAUGCAGGCGGGCGCCGCCGCCACCCGCGACACUGCGGUGCGCGCCUGCCGCGUGUUGCCGUCCGCCGCGGUGGCGAGUGAGCGGCAGGGCUCGCUGUCAGGCGCGUCCGACGACGAGGGCGCGGGUGCGGGCGCCGCAGCGGUGCCGCCCGGCGGCCUGGGUGUGGCGCUGCAGGUGGAGGUGGCCUGCGCCGCGGCGGGCACGCUGCUGGUGUUCCUGGAGGCGGGCGAGCACCUGCUGCCGGUGCCGACGGCGGUGGCCGCCGAGGCCGACGCCGCGGAGGACGGCACCUCGCCCUGCCGCGGCGUGCUGCGGCCGGUACGCGGCGUGCGGCUGUUUGGCCGGCCCGCCAAGUGGUCCUACAACGAGCGCAGCUGCAUGCUCAAGGUGGAGCUGCCCGGACCCAAGCCUGGCUCGGCGGCGGCGGCGGCGCCCAGCGCCGCGCGCACCGUGCAGGUGUUCCUUUAAAGCGCUGCCGCACAUGGCGGCAUCGUUCUUGGCUGAGCGUGCGUGAGCGCUUGUAUGUAUGUUCGCUCAAGCAGCAAGUGCUUGGCAGGGUGCUGCAGCACGCUGGGCACGGUGCAUGCGUGCAUGCCCACACAAAAAAGAAACUACAACUCUUAUCACUAUGGCGUCUUUGUAUCAAAGUGCAAAGUCAACAUCCGUCCAGCGGAUGUCAUAAGUAUGGCGUGCUUUUGUGCCCAGCGGUUUGGAGCGGCGGGCGCGCACGGGCGUGUGAUGUACACUUAUGGCCAUAAUCGAGCGGGGGCGCAUGUCCGCACAAUACUACCAAAGUGGGGUUCCCCUGUCUUGCGACUUCACAUGUCGGGUCUUGAGUCUGCCUUCACAUUACUGCGCCUUCUGCGCACCUGACAUGCGCUCUCUCGAGCGCGCUUGACUGAGUAGCGUUUGUUUAAGCCAGCAAUGGCACACCUUCAAUGCGGCGGGUCGUGUGUGGUUUGCUGUUGGGGUAUGCUGAGUCGAUGAUUUGCGGACCUCCAGUCCAUGUGCAUCUGCGCGCGCGUUGUGGCCUUGAAAUGCCCGCUGCACGCCGCAGAGUCGUGGUGGGCUCCGCAGACAGCGAGGAGCGCCUUGAGUCGAAUGUCGAAGAACUUUGCUUAUCGAGAUCGAGGGCUGCAGCGUCGAGGCAUCUGAAUCUCCUUUACGUAUAUCUUCUUUCGUCCAGCUAUUGCCGGAGAGUAAUGCAAGGUCGUGUGCACCCGGAAAACGGGUGAGAGUCAAGCGAUGGCCGUGACGCUGCGUGGAAGGGGCUGCCAGUCCGCGGAGUGAGCAUAGUCUGAGAAUGAUAUAUAAGUGCGAGCGCAGGGCUGCGGACUGCGAGUGGGUGUGAGGGAGCUGCAAUGCACAGGAGCUGUCGGGAGUAUGGGUGGUUUGGAACGAGGGGUUUCCAAGCGAUUCCACGGUUUUUUCUUUUUGGUUGGGCAUGAAAGGGGAAGCGACGGCGCAGCCAGCUCACAGGCAUCACGCGGCCGGGCGGCGGGCGCCUUCUCCCGGGCAUGCGGGUUGAGCGGUGAUCGGUGCGUUAUAGGUCCUACGCGGGGCACGAGGGGCAGGUGCAUUUGUCCCAUGAUUUCUUGGCGAUUCCGGCUGUGGUUUGAGCUGUGUAAUCAUACGGUUUGCCACACGCCACAAGUGUUGAAAGCCAAUAAAUAUGAAUAACUUAGCAUGGAUGUAUUUGUGCGCGCCAGCGAGGGUGCUGAGCUGGUGCGGGGGUGCAUUGUUUGUUUUGCUUGAUGCACGUGGAGCACGUUUUGGGGUGUAGGCAUGGUCCCAACACGGCAGCCGGAAGCCAUGCGUGCGCGGUGGCUUAGACGGCGGACGGGCGCACACCUGCCUGAUAGAGGCGGGGGUGGAGAAUGAGGGGCUGAGCAGAGAAGCUGGGCGUACUUGUCUGCAGUACUGCUGGACAUCAGUUGCGCUGGGUGUAACAUCCAAACUUG
Chlamydomonas reinhardtii is the source of this 3363-nucleotide messenger RNA. RefSeq lists its product as uncharacterized. NCBI's taxonomy places the organism in Eukaryota, Viridiplantae, Chlorophyta, Chlorophyceae, Chlamydomonadales, Chlamydomonadaceae. Bases 203 to 1870 code for a protein of 555 amino acids. The transcript is spliced from 5 exons. The record is from RefSeq and is a predicted model, not a curated record.